AAAACGGUAUGGAACACAUUAAUGAACUGAAAAAUGUUGCAUAGUAUGCCUUUAAUUGGUAAUAAGCUUCAAAAUCAAAGAGGUAUAAUUGCAUAACAAGGGGGGAAACUAUGAACAUAGCAUUGGGGCUAACUAGCCUCUUGUCCUUAUGCAGAACCUGGUUUCAGGUUAGCUGUUGUUCACACAAACAUUAGCUCAUCGGUGCUAAUAACCAGUAAUAUAACAGAUAGUUUUUGGAGUCUACUAAACACCAUCAUUCAGAAAUUCAACACCCCAGUGACCAUAGGGCAAUUCUCCCUACGGGAGCUGACAUGUCAGUCAGCUCCCGUAUAUUGAGUCCAUUUGGACUUUGGCAGUCAUCAAUACGGAGCUCCAUCAAUGCUUUCUCAUUUCUUUGGGCACCGUUGACCUUCAUCUAAAAAAACUUGUCCACCUCCGCGUUAGGCAAUGGUAUUUAUUUAAGCAAUUUUAUUCAUUGUGUACUCAGUAUCUGCUAUGGCUGUUGUGUGUUUUUUAUAUAUGCCGGAUGUGAUUGUAGUUCUGGAGUCGCUGUUAUUAUGCCAACGGUGACUCCACCCCUUAGUCAAUCAGAGACAGCUAGCCUUCUAAAGAAAUACCUCCAAGUCGACUCACUGUGGUUGGAACCCCAGUGAAGCAGUUACUGGAAAUUGAAACGGUUCUACAUAAUCGUUACUAGUGGUAAUACCUAAAAAGCAAUACGUACCUUGGCAAACUGCCCAAAUUUGGUGCUACUGGACAAGGGACAGAAGUGACUCUUUUAAACUGGGAACAAAAUCAGGAGUCCAACAAAUGGCCGUGGAUUAUGAUUAACACAAUGUUAUGCAUGCGCAUUUGUAAAUAUUAUAUAGAUCUUUGAGGAUAACAUUUUGGUUCCCUAAACAUACUGCCUUAGCAAAAAGGUCAAUAUUAUAUUAGCACUUUAAGGGUAAAAAAGGCAGUUGUUUAAAGAGCUGACUUUUGGGGGGAGUCGUAACAGUAAUGUACAGUGAAGUGUUUUGUUUUGUUCUGUGUUUUACUGUUCUACAUUUUCUGUAAAUGAAAUGCUGCAAACUCACUCACCCAAAAAUCUUGGCACGUUGUGAGGCAACAGAACAUGAAAAAUGACAAUAGGGGUGAAUACUCUUACAAAACAACUGUAAACAACACAAGAAACAACAAUGCAAAAAUAAAUAAUAGGAAAAAGUAGUUAAAUCCAAAAAUUACAAAAAUGCCUCAGUUCAGGCUAAGAUCAAAAUACCUUCUAAUAUGCAUAAUGUGUUUCAAUGUUUCCUGCAGAUGUUAAGCAGAAGGUGAUUGUUAAAGAAGAAGCUUCUUUAGACCACAGACCUUGUGCUGACCUGCUUGACCCAAACCCCCCCUACAUAAAGGAGGAACAGGAAGGAGUCUACAUCAGUCUACCAGGAGAGCAGUUCAAUGGGGAGGAGGUGAUUAAUGCCAUCAAGUUUCCAGUCGCUUCUCCUCCCAAGAAGACUCUGGAUGGUGUGGAUAAAGCUGUGUCUCCACAGCUUUAUCCAGACCAAAUUAAGGGCCGAGAAGUUCCAGAAGAAAAUGAUGGAGAAGAAUCCAGCAGGAUACAAGAUCAUCCAGAUGCUUCAAUUUCUUUAAAGAUUGAAGACGCUGAGGAGGAUGAAGAGCACAGUGAUGAAGACCACCGUCUCUCUGAGCUGAAACGCUUGUCGAACUCUGGAUAUAAGAAAUGUUCUACAGGGAAGAAAAAUUUGGACUCAAAAAAGAAAGCCCAGACAGGAGUGAAGCUUAGCUGCAAAGACUGUAACAAAACAUUUAUUGGAAAAUAUGCUUUAAACGCACACAUGGAAAUCCACACAGGACAGAAGCCCUUCUUUUGUGGUCUAUGUGGACAAACAUUUAGUCGAAAAUCAACUUUAAACAUCCACAUGAGAAUCCAUACAGGACAGAAGCCUUUCUGUUGUGAUCUGUGUGGACAAACAUUUAACCGAAAAUCUAUUUUAAACACACACAUGAACAUCCAUACAGGACAGAAGCCUUUCUGUUGUCAUCUAUGUGAACGAAGAUUUACCCAAAAAUCUCAUUUAAACAGACACAUGAGAAUCCAUACAGGACAGAAGCCUUUCUCUUGUGAUCUAUGUGGACGAAGAUUUUGCCUAAAAGCACAUUUAAACACACACAUGAGAAUCCAUACAGGGCAGAAACCUUUCUGUUGUGAUCUAUGUGGACAAAGAUUUAGCCAAAAAUCAACUCUAAACAGACACAUGAGAAUCCAUACAGGACAGAAGCCUUUCUCUUGUGAUUUAUGUGGAAAAAGAUUUAGCCUAAAAGCACAUUUAAACACACAUAGGAGAAUCCAU
This is a messenger RNA of Fundulus heteroclitus (mummichog), 2348 nucleotides long. Its product is annotated as gastrula zinc finger protein XlCGF8.2DB-like. Gene Ontology annotation, molecular function: DNA-binding transcription factor activity; RNA polymerase II cis-regulatory region sequence-specific DNA binding. Gene Ontology annotation, biological process: regulation of transcription by RNA polymerase II. The transcript has a single exon. The annotation marks the transcript as partial. Lineage: Eukaryota; Metazoa; Chordata; Actinopteri; Cyprinodontiformes; Fundulidae. The record is from RefSeq and is a predicted model, not a curated record.